This is a messenger RNA of Arabis nemorensis, 1485 nucleotides long. The record is from the annotation of a GenBank genome assembly. NCBI's taxonomy places the organism in Eukaryota, Viridiplantae, Streptophyta, Magnoliopsida, Brassicales, Brassicaceae.
AUGGUCAAAGAGAAAGACCAAAACCCAAAAGACAAAAAACUCCUCGUCGGAAUCUUAUGGAGCUUCUCCACUGAUCUCAAGCUCAUUUUAAUGGCGUUACUUGUUUUACUCACUUUAGCUACUCUCUUACCUUUCAUACCUUCUUCAUUCUCUCUCUCCACCUCAGAUUUUCGUUUCUGCAUCUCACGCUUCUCCUCCGCCGUUCCCGUCAACACAACCACCACCGUAGAAAACUCACCGGAGAAUAAGACGACUCCGGAGUCAGAUCGGGUUUUAGAUAACGGCGUUAUUAAACGGACGUUUACUGGUUACGGCACUGCAGCUUAUAACUUCGUCUCUAUGAGUGCUUACAGAGGCGGCGUUAACUCUUUCGCCGUUAUCGGUUUAUCGUCUAAACCACUCCACGUGUACGGUCACCCUUCUUACCGUUGUGAAUGGGUCCCACUAAACCCGACCCAGAAUCCGAUUUCAACGGAUGGGUUUAAAAUCCUAACCGAUUGGGGUUACGGACGGAUCUACACUACAGUCGUCGUGAACUGCACUUUCUCAUCAAUCGCAGUCGCCGGAGGAAACCUAAUCCUCCACGCAACCACCGGAGAUUCAGAUCGGAAUCUAACCGAUUCGAUUCCGGUCUUAACGGAAUCCCCAAACUCCGUCGAUUUCGAGAUCUACAAUUCCACGAAGAAGAAGUACGAUUAUCUCUAUUGCGGAUCGUCUCUAUACGGAAACCUAAGUCCGCAACGAGUUCGGGAAUGGAUCGCAUACCACGUUAGAUUCUUCGGCGAACGGUCGCAUUUCGUGCUUCACGACGCCGGAGGGAUUCACGAGGAAGUUUUCGAGGUUUUAAAGCCAUGGAUUGAGCUUGGGAGAGUGACGAUACACGAUAUCAGAGACCAGGAGAGAUUCGAUGGGUAUUAUCAUAAUCAAUUCAUGGUUGUGAAUGAUUGUUUGCAUAGGUAUAGAUUCAUGUCGAAAUGGAUCUUCUUCUUCGAUGUUGAUGAGUUUAUACAUGUUCCUGGGAAGAAGACGAUUGAUUCGGUUAUGGAAUCUUUGGAGGAAUAUUCUCAGUUCACUAUUGAGCAAAUGCCUAUGAGUAGUAAGAUCUGUUACUCCGGCGAUGGUCCGGCGAGAACUUACAGGAAAUGGGGAAUUGAGAAACUAGCAUAUAGAGAUGUGAAGAAGGUUCCAAGACGGGAUCGGAAAUACGCUGUCCAGCCGGAAAAUGUAUUCGCGACGGGAGUCCACAUGUCUCAGAAUCUACAAGGGAGAACAUACCACAAGGCAGAGAGCAAAAUCCGUUACUUCCAUUACCACGGUUCGAUCUCUCAGCGCCGUGAGCCUUGCCGUCAACUUUUCAAUGAUUCUCGAGUUGUAUUUGAGAACAAUCCUUACGUGCUCGACACUACGAUCCGCGAUGUUGGUCUUGCUGUGAGGACGUUCGAGAUGAGAACGAUCGGUGACCGGUUGCUUAGGACACGGCAAUGA